Molecule: messenger RNA, 2392 nt
Organism: Somion occarium
Lineage: Eukaryota; Fungi; Basidiomycota; Agaricomycetes; Polyporales; Cerrenaceae
Source: the annotation of a GenBank genome assembly
AUUGUCCGUCCUCGGAGUCUUGUUUCGGUGUCGUGAGGCAUUCCCGUGCAGCAGCCAUAUAUUUUAUUCAUAGAGAAGGAAGGCAAAGUGAGUAGACAAGCAGUUGGGGAUUGAGCGCCGUGACUGAAUGAAAUUGUGACACGGAGCGGGUGUGACCGCGCGUGAUGGGAACAACGUUGUGGGCGCGUGGACAGAGACGCGCUCCGACUCAGUCUCAGCUGCCUCAGGCCUGCUUGUCGUCCAACCCAGUCGUUUUAAAAACAUAGAUCCACACCAAUGUCCGCCCUUCGACGUUUCGCACAAACUAACCAUGCAGUAACAAACUCCCCGCGAACAAGCGACUCUUCCGCGCAGGCAUCGCCAUCUACACCAACCAAGGGCCAGAACGGUUAUUUGCCUUCAACACCUCGUACGAGACUGGUAUACCCCAUUUCGCCCGUGACCAGUCCUUCGUUGUCUGCUUCGACACCGUUUGACUGGGAAGCCGCGAGAGCGCAUAAGCCGCCACCUUAUGCGAGCCCAUUAGCUAGAAAACGCGUCCGGACGUUGCAACACGGUGGGUCUCCGAGCACACCUCUGAAGAGAGUUAUUAGGAAGAAGGGUUUCGUAGAGAAGGUUGCCUCUAUUCCUUCACAAGUUGCAUUCGAGAUCUCGCUCUUCCCUCACAAUGUCCCAUUACCAACGGCACAAAAAUCCGCGUGGAUAAUAGGCGGUUUCUUACACUUCUUGCACCUAUGUGUUCGCAUAUCCCAAAUCCGUACUGUCCCGGAUUCCGAUCUAGGUUGGGAGGACAUGUACCGAGAAGACCAGAGUGAACCUUGGUUUAAUUGGACAGUCCCGGUAUCAUUUCUGCUAUUAGCAGCAAGCAUCCUCAACACCAUGUCCCUUUUCACCCGUACACGAAUCUACCAACUCAACCUCGCACGAGACCCCGUCCCCUCCCCACACGCCAAAUUCGUACCCCGAAGCUCCCCCACCCCUACAUCCGACUCCCAACAAAAAAAGACUCCGCUCUUGCUGAAUAUCCUGAAAUACUUCUGGCACGCGUUCAUCGUUUCAGUUCGAUUCUUGUUGAAUCUGAGUCCACCAAAAGACCGUCAGACGAUUGUGGGCAUCGGACAGGAGAGAGUGCAACAAUUGGAAGUUUGGAGUCCGGGCGAAUUGGAGUUGGCGUUGUUUGCGAUUUAUUCGCCUGCCCAUGCGUUGCUUUGGAUGGCGACGACGAGUGCGAAUUGGAUGAUAAUGUUGCUUGUGAUGUUGAUUGUCGGUGUACAGCUUCGGGCCUUGACACGUUCUUAUGAAGCUCUCCUCAAGGACAAGUCUAUCAUCUCUGCCGAGGUAAUGCAUGAGUAUGACGAGAAAUUCGUCUACCCUCGUGUCAACCCUAUCCGCAAAGACGCGGCUGUCAUGACACACCAGGCGGAGAUGGUGAACCCCUGGGACGAUCGUUCAAAGUUCAAGGAUUCACCGUGGCGUCACGGUCGGUAGAUAAAGUCAAGUGUCUAAAUUGCAUUGCGUUCAAACUGGUGGUUUCUCGCUUCUUCUCUGCACAUAAUUCAUGGUCCUGCAUUGCACGCAUACAUACUGACUCUUGCAUUGAACCGUUCUUUCGUUCGGCAUAUUCCCCCAUACAUAGCAUUUACUCAUAUCCGUACAUACAUACCUUUCUGUUCAGUUAUCAGCCCGUCCAUAGGCUCUGAUUAUCACAUAAUAUAAGCAUCACUUCGGGUCCUUCCAAGUUUUCAAUGAUAACGAGAAUCAAUAUUCAAUCCAUAUAAUACACUACAGCAGAAAUGAUAUACAGCUUGGUUUCUUGGACUUCCUCCUAGUCACUAAGGCUACGAUAGCGGCGCCACAUGUGUAACAGCUACGAGGUACCAUUCUCCUUUGCAGCAGCUUCUUGCUGAUAGAACUUCUGCAAGUCUGCGACAUCAUCUUUGCUACCAAGGAAGACAGAGCAUCUCUGAUGAAUAUCUGUUGGAACGAUAUCCAGGAUCCGUUUUGUUCCUGUAGUCGCGAUACCGCCAGCCUGUACAACAAACCAAAUGAACAAACAGAUGCACUCAAAAAAGCCAUCGGGAACGCCUCAUACAACAGCCUCAACUUCCCGUUCUUGCUCUUCUUGUCAUCAGGGUACCCAAAGAUACCACCAUAAAGUAACGUUCGAUGGACGUCGGCGACCAUGGACCCGAUGUAUCGUGCGCUAUAGGGUAAUUUGCCGUUUGAGGGGUAUUUGAGGCUGUUGAGAUACUUGGUGACGGGUUCGUGGAAGUACAUGGAGUUUCCUUCGUUGAAUGAGUAGAUCUUGCCUCGCGGGGGAACCCGGAUCUGCCAAUGCAUGUUCAGUACUGAUGCACCAAAAACAAAAACAAAAACAAAGAAUGAGGAGGGA